Molecule: messenger RNA, 4545 nt
Organism: Podarcis raffonei (Aeolian wall lizard)
Lineage: Eukaryota; Metazoa; Chordata; Lepidosauria; Squamata; Lacertidae
Product: zinc finger protein 665-like
Exons: 7
Coding region: 369-3173 (934 amino acids)
Biological process (GO): regulation of DNA-templated transcription
Source: RefSeq, a predicted model, not a curated record
CCCGAUGGAGCAGCGCUGCGCCAGCGCCACGCCCGGGGCUCCUCCGCAGGCAGAGAGGGACCAGCAAAAGGGUUAAGUGGCACCAAGCUGGCUUCCUAGAGAGGAAUAAAGGGAGGAGGCUCCCCAAAGCAAAAGCUCCGUCCCCAUCAGGGCUUUUGUCUCUCUGCUCCACAAGUGCUGCCUGGGGGUGCCUUCUGGGAUCCGGAGACGGAACGAGGCCAGCAAGACCUGCUUGUCCAUCUUUCAUUGGUGGCGGAGGGGAAGCUGCCCCUGUGGACCCAGAGCAGGAUUUGCUGCACCUUCCAUUAGAACUUGGCAGAGGACCAAGGGGCUCCUUCUGAUCUCUUGGAGACUUCCGGAGAGCCCAGAUGGAUGAGCAAGACUCAGCUGGCCCUGAAGCAGGAAGAGGCCACGCCCUGGAAACGGGGAGUAGUGGGGGAUUCCAUGAAGACGCCGUGCAGAAGAUCCUGGGUGAGGAGGACACCCCUUGCUCAGAGGUGCAGAGCCAGCAGCUCAGUCAGUUCUGCUACCAGGAGGCCAAAGGACCCCGAGAGGUUUGCAGCCAAUUCUACCACCUUUGCCGUCUAUGGCUGAAGCCAGAAAGGCACACGAAAGCUGAGAUGCUGGACCUGGUGAUCUUGGAGCAGUUCCUGGCUGUCCUUCCUCUGGAGGUGGAGAACUGGGUGAGGGAAUGCGGAGCGGAGACCACUUCCCAGGCGGUGGCUGUGGCCGAAGGUUUCCUCCUGAGUCAGGCAGAGGAGAGGAAGCAGGCAGAGCAGCAGAGGAAGGAUCUUUUGGCAGAAAUGGGUCUUGAUUCUUCUGAGGCAGAGAAGACUCCGCUGGAUGCCAGAGUGAGGCCUCUGGGUGACGGAAUGAUGCCACCAAGACCUGCUCCUUUAUCUUUUCAUGGUGGUGGAGGGGAGGCAGCAGCUGUGGACCCAGAUCAGGGUCCAGUGUGCUUUGAAGAUGUAGCUGUCCAUUUCACUGAUGAGGAGUGGGCGUUGCUGGAUCCUGACCAGAGAGCUCUCCAUAAGGAAGUCAUGGAUGAGAAUCGUGGGAUCUUGGACUCUCUCGGUGGUGAUGAAUUGGAAAUGAAGAACAAGGGAGACUACAACGAAAUCUACACAGUGGAGGAGCCAUAUCAGGAUUCAGACUGUGGAGAGAGCUUCAGGCAGAGCUCCCAUUCCACUUCCCAUCAAAGAAAUCCCCUUGAGAAGAAACACUAUCAGUGCUUGGAAUGUGGAAAGAGCUUCACUCGGAGUGCCCAUCUCACAUCCCAUCGUAGAAUUCAUACAGGGGAGAAACCAUAUCACUGCUUGGAGUGUGGAAAGAGCUUCACUGCUAGCUCCUCUCUUACCUCCCAUCAAAGAAUUCAUACAGGGGAGAAACCAUAUCACUGCUUGGAGUGUGGAAAGAGCUUCACUGCUAGCUCCUCUCUCACUUCCCAUCAAAGAAUUCAUACAGAGGAGAAACCCUAUCAGUGCGUGGAAUGUGGAAAGAGCUUCAAUCAGAGGGCCCAUCUCACUUCCCAUCAAAGGAUUCAUACAGGAGAGAAACCCUAUCAGUGCUUGGAAUGUGGAAAAAGCUUCAGGACAAGCUCUGAACUCACAUCCCAUCAAAGAAUUCAUACAGGGGAGAAACCCUAUCACUGCUUGGAGUGUGGAAAGAGCUUCAGGACAAGCUCCUCUCUCACCUCCCAUCAAAGAAUUCAUACAGGGGAGAAACCCUUUCAGUGCAUGGAAUGUGGAAAGAGCUUCAAUCGGAGUGCCCAUCUCACUUCCCAUCAAAGGAUUCAUACAGGGGAGAAACCCUAUCAGUGUGUGGAGUGUGGAAAGAGCUUCACUGAUAGCUCCUCUCUCACUUCCCAUCAAAUAAUUCAUACAGGGGAGAAACCCUAUCAGUGUGUAGAAUGUGGAAAGAGCUUCAGUCAGAGGGCCCAUCUCACUUCCCAUCAAAUGAUUCAUACAGGGGAGAAACCCUUUCAGUGCGUGGAAUGUGGAAAGAGCUUCACUCGGAGUGCCAAUUUCACUUCCCAUCAAAGGAUUCAUACAGGGCAGAAACCCUAUCAGUGCAUGGAAUGUGGAAAGAGCUUCACUGAUAGAUCCUCUCUCACCUCGCAUCAAAGAAUUCAUACAGAGGAGAAACCCUAUCAGUGCGUGGAAUGUGGAAAGAGCUUCAGUCAGAGGGCCCAUCUCACUUCUCAUCAAAGGAUUCAUACAGGGGAGAAACCCUAUCAGUGCUUGGAGUGUGGAAAGAGCUUCACUGCUAGCUCCUCUCUCACCUCCCAUCAAAGAAUUCAUACAGGGGAGAAACCCUUUCAGUGCAUGGAAUGUGGAAAGAGCUUCAAUCGGAGUGCCCAUCUCACUUCCCAUCAAAGAAUUCAUACAGGGGAGAAACCCUAUCAGUGUGUGGAGUGUGGAAAGAGCUUCACUGAUAGCUCCUCUCUCACUUCCCAUCAAAUAAUUCAUACAGGGGAGAAACCCUUUCAGUGCGUAGAAUGUGGAAAGAGCUUCAAUCAGAAGGCCCAUCUCACUUCCCAUCAAAGGAUUCAUACAGGGGAGAAACCCUUUCAGUGCGUGGAAUGUGGAAAGAGCUUCACUCGGAGUGCCAAUUUCACUUCCCAUCAAAGGAUUCAUACAGGGGAGAAACCCUAUCAGUGCAUGGAAUGUGGAAAGAACUUCACUGAUAGCUCCUCUCUCACCUCCCAUCAAAGAAUUCAUACAGGGGAGAAACCCUAUCAGUGCGUGGAAUGUGGAAAAAGCUUCAGGACGAGCUUUGAACUCACUUUGCAUCAAAGGAUUCAUACAGGGGAGAAACCCUAUCACUGCUUGGAGUGUGGAAAAAGCUUCAGUCACAGGUACAAUCUCACUUCCCAUCGUAGAAUUCAUACAGGGGAGAAACCCUUUCAGUGCUUAGAAUGUGGAAAAAGCUUCAGUCGGAGUGCCAAGCUCACUUCCCAUCAAAGGAUUCAUACAGGGGAAAACCCCUAUCAUUGUCUGGAAUGUGGAAAGAGCUUUACCAGGAAAGAAAGUCUCACAGCCCAUCACAAAAUCCACACGGGAGAAACCCUAACAGUGCCUGGAAUGUGGAAAGAGCUUCAGUCAAAGCAACAAUCUCAUUUCCCAUCAGAAAAUUCACACAGGGUAGAAACUAUUUCAGUGCCAAGAGUGUGAUCGGAGGGAUUUAUGAAAGUCUGGUCUCAUUUUUAAAGUUCUUAACACAAUUGGAGCUCUUAAAAGGACUUUGAGCUCCCUGAAAAAGCUAAAAUCAAGACAGGUUUGCGGUCUUGACUAUGCUACCACUCAGUGGAUUUGUAACUGGCUGAUUGACCGAACCCAAAGGGUGCUCAUCAAUGGUUCCUCUUCAUCCUGGAGAAGAGUGACUAGUGGGGUGCCACAGGGUUCUGUCUUUGGCCCGGUCUUAUUCAACAUCUUUAUCAACGACUUGGAUGAUGGACUCAAGGGCAUCCUGAUCAAAUUUGCAGAUGACACCAAACUGGGAGGGGUGGCUAACACCCCAGAGGACAGGAUCACACUUCAAAACGACCUUGACAGAUUAGAGAACUGGGCCAAAACAAACAAGAUGAACUUUAACAGGGAGAAAUGUAAAGUAUUGCACUUGGGCAAAAAAAACGAGAGGCACAAAUACAAGAUGGGUGACACCUGGCUUGAGAGCAGUACAUGUGAAAAGGAUCUAGGAGUCUUGGUUGACCACAAACUUGACAUGAGCCAACAGUGUGACGCGGCAGCUAAAAAAGCCAAUGCAAUUCUGGGCUGCAUCAAUAGGAGUAUAGCAUCUAGAUCAAGGGAAGUAAUAGUGCCACUGUAUUCUGCUCUGGUCAGACCUCACCUGGAGUACUGUGUCCAGUUCUGGGCACCACAGUUCAAGAAGGACACUGACAAACUGGAACGUGUCCAGAGGAGGGCAACCAAAAUGGUCAAAGGCCUGGAAACGAUGCCUUAUGAGGAACGGCUAAGGGAGCUGGGCAUGUUUAGCCUGGAGAAGAGGAGGUUAAGGGGUGAUAUGAUAGCCAUGUUCAAAUAUAUAAAAGGAUGUCACAUAGAGGAGGGAGAAAGGUUGUUUUCUGCUGCUCCAGAGAAGCAGACACGGAGCAAUGGAUCCAAACUACAAGAAAGAAGAUUCCACCUAAACAUUAGGAAGAACUUCCUGACAGUAAGAGCUGUUUGACAGUGGAAUUUGCUGCCAAGGAGUGUGGUGGAGUCUCCUUCUUUGGAGGUCUUUAAGCAGAGGCUUGACAACCAUAUGUCAGGAGUGCUCUGAUGGUGUUUCCUGCUUGGCAGGGGGUUGGACUCGAUGGCCCUUGUGGUCUAUUCCAACUCUAGGAUUCUAUGAUUCUAUAAGUUCGUUUCUCUUUGAAGGAAAAUAUUUCUUCUACUCUGAGCCGCUUAAAGAGAAUUGGAUUCCUGCAAGACAACCACUCUUAUCUGGACGUCUAAAUUGCUAUGUCCUCUUGGACACAUUAUUUCUUUUUUUCUUUUUUAUGGUUCCUCUCUUAAAGUAAUUAUUUGGUUUAUUUGUUUAAUU